AUGCGCUUCUUCGCCGCCGUCUCUGCCGCCACCGCCGUCUUCGGCGUCACUGCUCUCGCCGCCGAGACUGUCCAGCUCAAGGACUUCACCGUCCGCGUCACCGGCAACGACCCCGCCGCUGCCUCCUUCAAGGUGCAGCCCGACAACGUCUCCUGCUCGGCCACCUCGGUUGAGGAGCUGUCCGCCGACACGGCCGUCGUCUGCGGCGAGUCGGCCUACCGCUUCGAGCUCAAGAACGGCAGCAACGGCUUCUGGGCCCUGACUGUCCACAAGCAGACCGCUCCUGGCGCCGGUGUCUCUGGCACCAAGGAGGUCCAGCCCACCAGCUGCCACGCUGGCGGCAACGGCCCCGACGACAACGUCUGCGACCUCGCUGACACCGACAUCACCCUUAACUAG
Lasiodiplodia theobromae is the source of this 399-nucleotide messenger RNA. RefSeq names its product Protein elicitor. The record is from RefSeq and is a predicted model, not a curated record. Bases 1 to 399 code for a protein of 132 amino acids. NCBI's taxonomy places the organism in Eukaryota, Fungi, Ascomycota, Dothideomycetes, Botryosphaeriales, Botryosphaeriaceae. The transcript has 2 exons.